AUGCACAACAACCUCGGCCUGAUGAGACACGUAGACGGAAGUCUGCCUCCCAAACGGGACAUCCUGCACAACAGGCCUACGGCUUGGCUGCCAGACCGCCUGCAAUCCAGGGCAGGCCACCGCCUACAUCUUUCCAGGGACCGGGAUGGCGGUCCCCAUUGGGGCCACUCCAGUAUCACCAGGCAAUGCUCAUGCAGCCCAUGGGCGUGGGAAUGGGCCCUUCUCCACCUCUUAUCUUUCAAAAUGUUCAUGCGCACUUUGUUCCCAUCAUGCCGCCCGCAUUGCCUCCAUACACGAGGCCCCCUUGGCCACGCUCGACCUGACUUUUCAGUACCUCAGCCCCUGUGCGUGCCAAGUGAGUGCCGCCGCUCGUGCACUCUUGUGGCCCUUGGCCUGCUGUCUUACUCACCAUACAACGUGUGUGCCGCCACGAGAACAUUAUUUGUUUUGCUUCGUCGGGCUGCUGAUUGCGGGAAUGGUCGUGUCGGGACCCGCUGUUGGGUUCGGAUGCUGUUCUGCCAGUUAUUUCCAUUUCAAGCCAUGAUGCUGACACUCCUCUCAACUCCGUUUUUGACAGGAGCGAGCUCCUGGCUUCGACGUGUACCUACUCGCAGCAAAGUGUGUCUACACACUGUCAUUUUUGGGAAGUAG
Messenger RNA from Auxenochlorella protothecoides, 651 nucleotides. RefSeq lists its product as hypothetical. The transcript has a single exon. Bases 1 to 651 code for a protein of 216 amino acids. The record is from RefSeq and is a predicted model, not a curated record. Lineage: Eukaryota; Viridiplantae; Chlorophyta; Trebouxiophyceae; Chlorellales; Chlorellaceae.